Molecule: messenger RNA, 2739 nt
Organism: Psylliodes chrysocephalus
Lineage: Eukaryota; Metazoa; Arthropoda; Insecta; Coleoptera; Chrysomelidae
Source: the annotation of a GenBank genome assembly
UGCGUUGUUAUUUGAAAAUAUGAGAAGCCUAAUCACCGCUUUGGCGGUCAUCCUGUGCGUGGGGCAAGUGUUGAGCGCUCCUAAUAGUUUGGUUCUAUCUACUGUACCCACACCCCCUUUACCGCCGCCGCCGCCGCCACCGAACCAACCGAAUAAUGUGCAUCCCAUUAUCCUUCAGGAUCCUGGUUUCUCUCGUCCAGCGGAACUCACAGAUGGUCUGGAUGCCAACAAAAUUCCAGCACAACCGAUGAUCUACAAAUUCAACAUCAAUUCCACCAUCUCCAAUCGUUUCGCAAAGACUUUAGUUACCAGCAAAGUCAGGAAUCCAGAGACCACAUCGAAAGAGGUCACCUUCACGGUGGUCCUUCCAGAAAAAGCUUUCAUCUCUGAAUUCGUCAUGGAAAUUGACGGCAAGAGCUACACGGCUUACGUCAAAGAAAAGGAAGAAGCUAAGAACAUUUAUGACAAGGCUGUCAGUAGUGGAAUGAGCGCAGCACAUGUUGCAGUAAGCGCCAGAGACUCCAACAGAUUUACAGUCUCCAUCAAUAUAGAAGCAGAGAAAAAGGCAACUUUCCUCCUUACCUACGAAGAACUUUUGGAAAGAAGAAACAAUAAUUACGAACUGGUGCUAAACAUUCAUCCAGGACAGAUAGUCAAAGAUAUGACAAUCGAUAUCUUCAUCAACGAGAGCAGACCCUUGAAAUUCGUGCGUACUCCAUCGAUGAGAUCGGGUAACGAAAUUGGUAAGAACAACGAAAAAUUGGAACCACAAGCUGAAAUCGAAGUUAUUAACUCGACCAGUGCUAGUGUCAGAUUCGAACCAAACGAAGAACAGCAAAGAGGCUUCGCCAAAGAGUUGGGCGUCAAGGAAAAUGAAGGAAUAUCUGGUCAAUUCGUUUUGCAGUACGACGUCGAAAGAGGAGAAGGAGGAGAGGUGCUUCUUCAAGAUGGGUACUUUGUUCACUUUUUCGCACCAGAUUAUCUGGAACCUCUACCCAAGCACGUGGUAUUUGUUUUGGACACGAGUGGUAGUAUGUACGGUAAUAAAAUCAAACAACUUAGAGAAGCUAUGGUCAGUAUUCUUGACGAAUUAAAUGAGGCUGACUCUUUCCAUAUAGUCGAAUUUAACACUAACGUCUAUGUGUGGGAUGUUGAAAAGCAAGAAAGAGUACUAGCUACAAUUGAUAACGAAAAAGAACCUUUCGAAUCCCUAUUGAAAAAAGAAUAUCCUCUUGCUCUUCAAGCCACUAAAGAAAAUAUUAAGAAGGGUAAGGAAGUAAUUGAAAAACUAGUGGAUGAUUCGCUAACUAGUAUAUUGUCAAGUUUGGAAACAGCAUUGCAUUUGGUCAACUUGGAUCUGAGAAAAGGAAAAGCCGAAGGAACAUUUAAGCAACCAAUCAUUGUAUUUUUGACUGACGGUGAAGCCACCGUUGGAAUUAGUAAUUCUGAAGAAAUUACCAAAAUUGUGACAAAUAUUAAUACUCAAAAAGACCAAGUUCCAAUCUUCUCCCUAUCAUUCGGAGACGGCGCUGAUAAAAGUUUCCUUAGAAAACUCUCCUUGAAAAACAACGGAUUUUCAAGGCAUAUCUACGAAGCAGCCGACGCAGCAUUGCAACUUCAAGAAUUCUACAAGCAGAUUUCUUCACCACUUUUAUCAAAUGUAAACUUCAAGUAUACUUCUAACGUAGAAGCUGUUACUAAGAAGGUGUUUCCUAUUUAUUUCGGAGGUUGCGAGUUGGUAUUGGCUGGAAGAACAACAGAUUCUGAAUUGAAAUUCAUUACAACCGGCUCAAACUUGAAUGGUACUACUACAGUGCCUUCAGUCGUAGAAACUCCAGUAUCAUCAUUGGAACGCCUAUGGGCUUACUUGACGAUUAAACAAAAAUUAGAGGAAAGAGAAUUGGCCGAAAACAAGACCCAAUUAACCAAGGAGGCUUUGGAUCUGGCAUUGAAGUAUUCCUUCGUUACCGAUGUCAGUUCGUUGGUGGUAGUCAAACCCAAUGAUACCAGCGCUGUUAAUACCGAAGAUGCUUCAAAUUCAAAUCAGUAUGGUGGUGGUGGUGGCGCAUUUGGUCCUCUCAGUAUACACAGUGCAGGAAUGCCUGGAUUACAUUAUCCUGUGCCUUUGUUAUACAGACCGGCAACGAGCUAUGAUGCUUUCUCUGCAUCAGCUGUGAAGUGUAUUGGACCUGGAUGUGCUGUUUUCAAGUGUACAGGACUUCAUUGCUAUGCACCAACUACACCAGCAACGGCGUGUAGAGGGCCUGGAUGUUACAAACUAGGAUACUACCAACCAACAACCAAUAUUAUUAUGAUCGAUCCUACUGACCCCCCAACCCCUAAGCCGCCAUUACACAUCCGUCUACCAUGGUUGCAGAGUGUAUUGAACCGCAACAAUACUUUAACUGUCAAGGGAGCUUUGUUGGAUCUGGGAGAAUACGCAUCGGCCAUCGCCUCUCAAAAUUGCACUGGAACUCCCAAUAAUGCUUCUGAAAACGGAUUGUGUACACUUCUUAGUAAAUGCCCGCAAGUUUUCCAUUUUCUCACCGAUUUCCAAACAUAUGAGAAAUUUUCGUGCCAAGUCAACAACCAGUACGCCGGAGUGUGUUGUCCACAAGUCGUGACUCGUCCACACGUGCCAGUGCCAGCUGGGCCAAUUCCUUAAUUUAAAAAUAUUUUGUAAAUAUAUUUGUUAAUGUAUAUUAUAUUAAUUACAUAAUAAAAUAUUUAAUUAUUUAA